GACAUAUUUACAGUGAAAUGUCAGGUAUAAAUGCCAAUAAAAAGAAAAUAUUAUUUGCUGUAAUUAGGAAGUUUAAAUUUUAAUUCUAUAGGAAGUGUUUUAAAUAACACCAGGGAGGACUGGUUUUAUAUUAAAAUGUCAUGAAUUUUCCAACACAAGAAUUUAUGUUUGGAAGGCAAAGGGUCCGUCAAUGGGUAUCGCUUAUUACACAACAGUACCGCUUAAGGCAUGUGUACCAAAUAAUGGGUUUAAACUUAGGAACAGAUGAUACUGGUAGCUUCUACUAUACUCUUCAUCUUACAACAAUGAGUGCUCCGUUCUAUACAAGUGAAGAAAUGAAUAAUCCAAAUCCUAAAUGGUCUGAGCUAAAUUUAAAAGAAAUGUCAAAUCUCUCUGCCUCAUGUGUAGUGUUAAGAAUAUGGCAACAUUCCAAUGAUGGAGCUGAUAAGAUAUUGGUAACAUGGGGUGUCAAUUUUUCAGGCCUUUGUUAUAUUGGAAAUAAGAUUUCUGAUAUUCAACCAUACUUCUUUAAGAAUAAUUCUGUGAUAUUUUAUAUGCAAGGGGGUUUCUACACUAGUCAUGAAGUCAUUAGAACUGACCUGCAUAAACCUGUACCAUUUGUUAAUAAUCUCUUAGAAACUACUGGAAGUAAAGUUAUGUAUAAAAGAUUAGCUGUUAAGUCAUAUAGUCAUGAAAUCCAACAAAGUUAUAAUAUAGACAAAUUAAGGCAAUUGCAGCAAUUGCAAAUGCAAAUAAGAAAUAGACAGACAGAUGUACAGUAUAUUAAAGACAAAAUAAAUAUGGUAAAUGGAUAUAAUGCCAGUUUGGAAAAGGAUGUGUCUCCAAGUUCUGGAUCUAUAGGAAACAUUAGAUAUGCUCCACAACUUCUUACUAUGAAUUCUUUAAACAAAUUACUAUAUGAAAAACCAACAUAUGUUCAGAAACAAGAAAUGGCCAAAAAUACUAAAGAAAUAGAAAAAAUAAAAUUUAAGACUAAAUUGCUUUCCCAGGAGAAGGCCAAAAAAACUGUGAUAAUUAGGACCCUAAAACAAAAUUAUGCAGCUAUUCUAGAAAAAAAUGAAGAGAGAAAUUCAGAUUUGAUGGAAAAUUACCACAAGUUAAGCAGAGGCUCUGAAAAACUCAAAGAAUAUAAAAAGAACAUCCUACACCACAAAGAAAUUUACUCCAAUAUACAUUCCCAACUCCAGCAAAGAAGGAGACAGUUAUUAAGGGAACUGCUUUUUAUUUUUCCCAUUGAAAACAUCUGUGAUGAUAAAUAUACAAUUAUAGGAAUACACCUGCCAAAUUCAGAUGUAUUAGCAGAUUGUUCAGAUAAUGGUUUAUCUGUAGCACUGGGGUACAUAGCACAUGUUUUAAUAAUGUGCUCAACAUUUCUUCAAGUACCAGUUAGAUAUUCAUUGACCCAUUACGGUUCCAGAUCGUAUAUAGCUGAUAAUGUAUCACCUAUGCUUCUGGACAAAGAUCGUCUCUUUCCAUUGUUUACUAGAGGAAAAGAGAAGGUUCAGUUCACAUACGCCGUCUACCUACUCAAUAAGAAUCUUGCUCAGUUCAGAUGGCUUUUCUACAUGAAUACGACCGAUUUGAGAGCCACUCUGCAUAACCUCUUGACAUUUCUCCAGAAUCCCCGAGAACUUAGAACUGAUGCUUCCUCUUGUGCUUCUACGAAACCAAACCUCAACAUUCACAAACCAGUGAUACCUAUAGAAAAAACGGAACGGUUCGUUAGUCUACGUAGUUUUAGUUCUAUUUCAAAUGUAUCAGACCCACUUUUAGACUGCAUAAGACAAGAAAAUCGAUUAGAGAGAUCCAACAAUCCGAAUAGUAGAUUAGAAAGAAACCCCAAUGUAAAAAAAUGUACACACGGAGAAUGCGGAAAAGGUUUGGGCGAGAUAUUGGCCGUUCCCGAGGCCUAUAUGAAUCGGCAAAUUAGUUCGGAUUCUUUUAGAAACUUCGUAGCUAUUAAAAGUAAAGUUAAACAGGAACCAAAUACUUGUUGUGAAUCAUCUCCAGAUAACAGUUUGUCAAAUUUCAUUAAAAUAACCAACGGCAAAGAAAUUCCUAUAGAAAAACUUCCAGACCCGAAGAAACAGUCCUUAAUAGAACAAGGUCAUGACCCGUUAGCCAACACUUCCAGUUCAUUACCCAUCAUGAGGUCUACAAACCUAUUUUCUGCUCAUUUAAGAGAAAAAUCAGACCACUAUAACAAAUAUGAAAAUCAUAGAAUAAGUCGAUCUGUAGGUUCCUACUCGGAAGAAGACCAUAAGCUGGUAUUGAGAAGUGAGUUUGAACUGGGUUCUGAACCAUUGUUAAAUCAAGAACAUACCGAAAAUAAAGAAGAUCAGAAAGUAUUUUUGAACAAAUGGCUAGCCACUGCACCUAGUUUUGUUUGUAGCAGUGAAGAGACUCUGUCCGAGCCUCAUGGUAAUGCUAUUUCUGAGAAAAGUCCUUUGAUGGCCAGAACUAAUGCCUUACGUACCACUACUUCCUUUAAUUUGGUAAGACCGAAGUAAAACUGUCACACUUGUCAAUUAUUGAGGUUUAUUACUUCUGCUGUUAUUGUUAUUAUUUUAUAAUAUACAGGAUAUUUUUUA
Messenger RNA from Diabrotica balteata, 2612 nucleotides. Lineage: Eukaryota; Metazoa; Arthropoda; Insecta; Coleoptera; Chrysomelidae. The record is from the annotation of a GenBank genome assembly.